Molecule: messenger RNA, 2842 nt
Organism: Mya arenaria
Lineage: Eukaryota; Metazoa; Mollusca; Bivalvia; Myida; Myidae
Product: putative ferric-chelate reductase 1 homolog
Exons: 12
Coding region: 245-1576 (443 amino acids)
Molecular function (GO): oxidoreductase activity, acting on metal ions
Source: RefSeq, a predicted model, not a curated record
AUACCCAAAACGCUUGAAAACAUCGAUAUCGAUAAAAACAGAAAUCGUGACUUUAAAAUGAAUGGCAUGAAUAAUCAGACCGCUCACGUGAAUUAUUAAAAUACAAGGUUUUAAUGUUUGCUCUGAUCAUUAUUUAAAGGAUCGCCUAAGAUUGCGUUCAUCCGUGAUAUCUCUGUUUCAUCUUCCCUAGCUGGUUGUUGAAAGAAACGGUGCUAAAAAUCUUACAAACAUAUAACAACCCAAGAUGGGAUUCAUACAAAUAUUGGAUGCAAGGUGGAUAAUUCUGGUGCUGGCAGUAGUCAAGCCAAGUUACGGGACCGUCGCCUGGGACUCCGCGUGCGGCGUGUCAAAGGGAUGCUUCCCGGACUGCCAGAGCAGUGGCUGCAGCUACCUGGUCACGUGGGACCCGGCGGCCGGCUCCACCAUCACGUUCAAUAUGAAGGCUGACGAAUCAGAGACCAACAUGUAUCUCGCCCUUGGGUUCUCCAGUGAUCUUCGAAUGGGUGAUGACAGCGUGGUGGCGUGCUUCCCGCCCAGUGGCUCGAACGCGGCCUCCGUCCAGUCCUGGUUCAACGAGGGUGACGACAGCGACCCCUUAUCACCCUCUUCUACGGGCCUCUCAGGAACUGCGGUCACCCAGAGCAACGGCGUUAUCUCGUGUGACUUCACGCGUGAUGUGAGCGUAAGCGGGAACUCGCAAUUCUUCGACCUGAACACCCAAUAUCGUCUUAUGCUCGUGUUAGGAGAGGCAGAGUACGAAGAUGGUGCUUGGAAGAUGGAGGAACACCACAUGAUCCCGUGGACGUCGGACGGCAAGGUGAACUUCCUGUCCACUAGUAUCUACUCCCUCUACAAACUGAACAGCCCGCUCGUCAAACUGCACGGUAUUAUGAUGGUGUUGGCGUGGAUGUUGUGCUGCACCGUCGGUAUCGUUAUUGCCCGCUACCAGAAGGACAUGCUGCCAGACAAGAAACUCUUCGACACCAAAUACUGGUUCCAGCUGCAUCGCGGUUCUAUGAUCGGCCUAGUUGUGUUUGGAGUGAUCGGGUUUAUCCCUAUCUUUGUCGAGCUGGAGGGGUACAGCCAGCUAACGCCGCCGUCGUCCAAGAGCGCCACCAAAGCCCAUCCGAUCCUAGGCAUCAUUUGCACCGUUAUCAUGUUUCUCAAUCCGGUGAUGGGCCUGCUCCGACCUGGUGGCGACCACAAAUUGCGGCCACUGUUUAACUGGGCUCAUCUCGGGGUUGGCGUGAUCGGUCAUAUACUUGCAGUUGUGGCGACGAUGAUGGGUCUUGCGAUGGAGCGUUCCGAUAUUCCGGUGGGCGGGCUGAUCACUGGUCUGAUCUGGCUGGGCGUCAUUUUCAUCUUUGCGAUCAUUAUGGAAGUUCUAAAGUGGCGUGACAACAAAAACAAACAAACAGUAGACACUAAGAACGCUGCAAAUGGGAUGGAAAUGGAGGAGAAGAAGGAGGAAAAACAGAAACAGGCGACAUCCCUCAACUUUAUUCUGUUUCUGGUAUUCUGUGUGGUGAUGUUUUGUUUCUUCAUCGCUAUCAUGGCUGUCAUCGCCGCCAGCUAGACCUCCAUGUUCAACGCUUCAUGACUUCUCCGUGCUGUGCCGUUUCAUGUAUUGACAAUAUUUAUUGAUGAUGUUAUUAGAUCGUUCCGUUGUGUUAAAACGGGAAAAGGGUAUUUAACUUUGAGAUUUUGGUAUAUAAUAUCAUAAUUAAUUUGUUGCUUUGUGACAGAUCGAGUGCCAAAAUAAUUGGCUCUUAAAGCUGCACUCUCACAGAUUUACCGUUUUGGCAGCAAAAAAAACUGUCUUGGAUUGAGCCUUUUUUGGCAUAAGUCUAUGGAUAUCAGUGUAACAAAAGUCUAUGGAUAUCAGCGUAACAAGGCUGCUGACAAAAGAUCAAUUUCACAUAGUUACGUGCGAAAAUGAAUGUUUUAUAGCUAAAAGCGUUUCUAACGCUUUAAGAAAAGUGAGUCUGAAUGAAAGGCAUUGAUGCCAUAAUCAGCUGAUUCUGAGCCAAAAAAAAAAACUGUCAAUCUGUGAGAGUGCAGCUUUGAAGACUAUGGAUAAAAGAGCUUUUAAAUUUGCACUCUUAACAGAUUAACCGUAUUGACAACUUUCUUAGUUUUUGUCUUUAAAUGAGCCAAUUUUUACGCAAAUGUCUGGAAACCAUUGGUAUAAGACUGCUGAAAAAAUAUCAGAUUUCAUUUUAUGUUUACGUUCGAAAAUUGAUGAGUUAUGGCCAAAAGCGUUUUUAACGCUUUAAGGAAUAAAAAAAAAAUAUUUUUCGGCAGUUUCCAAGCAGUUGAGAUCUGUUCUAUUGUGAGUCAUCUUAUAUGACUGAAUUGAAAGCAUUGAUGCCAAAAUCAGCUGAUUCUGAGACAAUUUUUUUUAGAUAAAAUAAAAGUAAAAACUGUCAACAUGUGAGAGUGCAGCUUUAACAUUAAGGUGGAGCCAAUAGAGAACAAACUUAUUUGUGGGAAGAGUUCCUUUAUUUCUAACCAGAAAAGUAUUAAGAAAUCCGGUGUAGUUUGUUUCAUAUUUUAAUGUAUCUAUUUUUAGAUUCCUAACUUACUUUAUUUAUUUUACAUUAUUUUUCCUCGUGCUACAUUUUAAGCGGGUUGAAUUUUAAAAAUGUCUAUGAAUGAAUAUACAUUUUGCACUCUUGAAAUUACUAGGUUGAAAUCACGCCAGUUUCUUUCAUAUUUAAGAGUACGUAUUUUCAUGUUUGUAAGCUUACUUUAUUUGUUUUGUAUUACCGUUCCCCUUUGCUACGUUUUAAACGCUUUGUUUUUAAGAUAUCUAGUUUUAUAAAUAAAUACACAUUUGUAU